AUGGACAGUUCAAACUGCAGCACAACUUCCAUAGGAUUUCCAUCGACAGGUGCUGUAUCUUCAGGGUCUUUAAAAACCAAAAUUUCUCUGAAAGAGGGCUACUCGAGACCGUUACUUGUCUGUUCGUUCUAUUUGAUGAAACCAGAGUUACCACGUGAGGCUUUUACUGAGCGAAGUGUGUUACUUGGUAGCCAUGAUUUGCUGUCGAAGUACGAUAUGGGUAGUGCAUACCAAAGAUUUUGCAAUGCUAAAAAAAUGCGUGAGGAUCUGAAUUCUUUUCUACCUCAUUUGGUUGGGAAUUUCAACUUUGAUUCGUCUUUGGAAUUCAGCUCCUUGACAAAAUUAGUUGAAAAGCCACCAAUAACUGGGAAAGAAAUUUCUAGUCUUUCUGCAAGUGCAAUGGCCGGAUUUCGCUUGACUCCUGGAACUGUUCCAGAGCCGUACAGGCAGGUUUCACCUUUAAUUAAAAACUUUCGUAAUUCUUCAUUAAAAAUGGAUGAAGGGUCAGUGUGUUUUUUUUUAACUGAGAGAUAUUUUGAGAAGAGGCUAAAUGACGGCAGUAUGGAUGGAGUUGAUGACAUUGGAGAAGAUGGGAAACAUAAAAAGAAAUUUAAAAGAAGUUUGGAUGAUCUGGAAGAUUUGGAAUCAGAGUGGAGGUUCAAGAAGCAUCGUGGAGAUGACAAAGACAGAAAACAGAAGAAGAAAAAGAAGGAUAAGAAACGCAAAGGAAUGAGCAACUAA
Messenger RNA from Enterobius vermicularis (human pinworm), 741 nucleotides. Lineage: Eukaryota; Metazoa; Nematoda; Chromadorea; Rhabditida; Oxyuridae. The record is from the annotation of a GenBank genome assembly.